Marasmius oreades (fairy-ring Marasmius) is the source of this 342-nucleotide messenger RNA. RefSeq lists its product as uncharacterized. The transcript is spliced from 2 exons. Bases 1 to 342 code for a protein of 113 amino acids. NCBI's taxonomy places the organism in Eukaryota, Fungi, Basidiomycota, Agaricomycetes, Agaricales, Marasmiaceae. The record is from RefSeq and is a predicted model, not a curated record.
AUGCUUGAAGAUGCGGACGAUUGGGUUCGUCUAGAAGAUGGCCAACAAGCAAUAACUGAAAGGAACCCGAAUGGCAUCACCUCUCCUUCGAUGUAUUCAUUGAUCUCGGAGAGUGAAGCGCAGAAUGGAGAAAUGGUGCUUGGUGGAGUCUCGACUAGUAGUGAAGGCGGUAAUUUCAUGGGGUGGUUACAGAAGGGUUGGCUGAAUCCAUCAGCAUUUUGGCACUUUGAUUGCCGCGGGUUUUCUUGGGUUGUGCAACCCAAGAAAACCCGGAACAACCGACAACCACGCCAUCAGCAACCCCAGUCCGUUUAUUCGCAAUCGAUUGAUGGACCUGUCUGA